AUGGGCAUUUGCAAGUGGUCGCACUCAAAGACAUCAACCGCGCCUCCCCUGAACAUGAACUUACCGCAUGAUUUCGUCGUGGCACCUUUCAACAAUCUUAAGGAGACGAAGGCUAUCGUGGAACGAUUGCCGAAAGACAGUCUUGCAGCCAUUAUGAUUGAGCCUGUCCAAGGAUCGUCGGGAUGUCGUCCUGCACUUCCAGAAUUCCUGAUAUACCUGCGGGAAACGACUGAAAGGCUAGGCGCCUUGUUCAUCGUCGAUGAAGUCAUGACUUCUCGUCUUGGACCAUCUGGUUAUAUGGAGACACUAGGCUUGAAGGCAGAUCUAAUGUCGCUCGGCAAAUGGAUUGGUGGCGGGAUGAGCAUUGGGGCUUUUGGUGGGCGAAGAGAUAUCAUGGAGAUGUUUGAUCCUGCGCGGAGCACGAAGGGAUUAAUGCACGCAGGAACAUUCAACAACAACGUGUUCUCUAUGUCAGCGGGUGUCGUGGCUUUAGACAUCUACAACGAGCAGAAAGUGAUGGAGUUUAAUGCCAGGGGUGAUCGCAUGAAAUUUGGGAUCACUAGAGUGCUCUUUGAGACAGGACUCUAUUCUCAAGAGCAUGCCGAAUAUCUGAAGGAUAUUCGCGAGAUAGACAGCUUCGAGGAAGACGUACGGUUGUACACAGGCAAUGAUGAGAAUGUCCAUCUGCCGAAGGUACUCAUUUCCAGUCGUGGUACGAUGUUGAACCUGCGCUUCACCGGCCCUGACGCAGGCUCAUGGCACAAUAUCUAUUACCAUUUUAUGCUACGGAAGGGAAUCUAUCUGGCAAGCCGAGGAUACACUCCGAUGAAUCUGGAAAUAAGCGAUGAGGAUGUUGACAUGUUUGUGAGCUCGGUUAAGGAGUUUUUAACGAUUCAUCUCAAUGAGCUGAAGAGUAAGGGGUGA
This is a messenger RNA of Venustampulla echinocandica, 924 nucleotides long. RefSeq lists its product as uncharacterized. The coding region runs from base 1 to 924 and encodes 307 amino acids. The record is from RefSeq and is a predicted model, not a curated record. The transcript has a single exon. NCBI's taxonomy places the organism in Eukaryota, Fungi, Ascomycota, Leotiomycetes, Helotiales, Pleuroascaceae. Gene Ontology annotation, molecular function: transaminase activity; pyridoxal phosphate binding.